ACCAACAAAAGAAAACGUAAAUAGAUAAACCCGGUAGUACUUGAACAGUUGAGCGUUCGCCAAUAAAAGCUCCUUGGCUAACCCUAUUUUCUCUUCUUAUCCAUUUCUUUUUCCCUACUCCCUUCUAGAUCUCCAGAAAUACUUCCCACUUCCCAUUUCUACUCCUGGGUCCUGCCUGAUCUUAUAGCUUCAUUAAAUUCUCUUCACAUCCUUCAUAUAUACUUUAAUUUGUUCUUCACCUAGUCCGAUCAGCCCAUCAUCAAGUGUAAACAACUCAUGAGAUAGCUAGCUUUACCGUGUGGAAAGUACAAACCGGUUAUACGGAAAGCUUAGAAAGGUGGAUCGAAGACAUGGGAAGAGACCUUUUCCUUCCGAAGCAUCGGAGGAGAAAGAGGAAGCCCACAUCUUCCCUGCCUACGCCGCCUCUCGUUCUGAGCAAGACAUGUCGGCCAUGGUAUCUGCCCUCGCCCAUGUCAUCGGAACUCCCGACGAUAAGUCGGAUCAGGUGCAAGCAAACCAAAUAGUCGUACAGAAGUCUGGCAUGAGAGAACAGGACGCAUCACAACCUGCUCAGGAUCAAGGAAACUCAAGUCGAAGACACUACAGAGGAGUAAGACAAAGACCAUGGGGUAAGUGGGCAGCCGAGAUACGUGACCCAAAAAAGGCAGCUCGAGUAUGGCUUGGCACCUUUGACACGGCCGAGGAUGCGGCGGUUGCUUAUGACCAGGCGGCUCUCAAGUUCAAAGGAACCAAAGCCAAGCUUAAUUUCCCUGAGCGAGUUCAAGGGAGGACUGAGUUGAGCUAUUUUAUAGGCCAUCGUGACUCGGCCUCUGCUCGUGUUCCAACUCCAAACCCAGUAGUUUUCCCUCCUAGUCUGUCACAAGAAACGUACCCAGACCUCCUCCACUACGCACAACUACUUUGCAGCAGAGACGAGGAUUUACCGCUUGUUACGCCCAAUCUCUAUGGUCUGGAAUCGUUUGGUUCACAGCCUUCAUUUUCGUGGGAAAUGUCGUCGUCUUCUACAUCUUCAACGAUGUCUCAAGAACAGCAGGAGCAGCAGCAGCAGCCACCAGAGCUGCCAAGGUUUUCAUCGCAGAUCAGUGGCUCUUAUUCUGGCUCUGAGCAAUGGAGGAGCACUCAAACCAGAUAUCCAAAUGAUCACCAAUGAGAGGAGAUACAUCAUACAAGGGAAUUUGGAGUAAUUUAUUCAUCGUCAUGUUGUUGUAAGACAUUUUUUUUAAUUAAUUAAGAUCUUUCUUAAUUUCGACUUUACA
Messenger RNA from Nelumbo nucifera (sacred lotus), 1277 nucleotides. Its product is annotated as ethylene-responsive transcription factor ERF113. Gene Ontology annotation, biological process: regulation of DNA-templated transcription; ethylene-activated signaling pathway. NCBI's taxonomy places the organism in Eukaryota, Viridiplantae, Streptophyta, Magnoliopsida, Proteales, Nelumbonaceae. The record is from RefSeq and is a predicted model, not a curated record. Gene Ontology annotation, molecular function: DNA-binding transcription factor activity; DNA binding.